AUGGGUUUUAACCAACGACUCAACAGAAUUGUACAUGAUACAAUUUUUACUCGUGAUCUAUGUUUUCUAGAAUGUUUACCAGACAAUAAAAUUAGCUCUCCAUUAUCAGAUCCGAUACUUGAUCGAUUUUGUUCAGAAAUUUUACCUGAAAUUGGGCACCGAAUUAAAGCUCUUUAUCUUGAACGAACAACAAUGGAACGUAUUCUUCAUGCUACAAAUUAUCCUAAUUUAAAUAACCUUAGUUUAUGUCAUAUCGACUCCGAAGUAGCUAUGUCUCUAUUUGAUGGCAAGAGAUUUUCUUUGAUAAAUUUUAUUCUAGAAUUGGAUAUUCACAGUUAA
This is a messenger RNA of Rotaria socialis, 339 nucleotides long. The record is from the annotation of a GenBank genome assembly. Lineage: Eukaryota; Metazoa; Rotifera; Eurotatoria; Philodinida; Philodinidae.